This is a messenger RNA of Chaetomium strumarium, 921 nucleotides long. Its product is annotated as glycosyltransferase family 1 protein. Gene Ontology annotation, biological process: dolichol-linked oligosaccharide biosynthetic process. Gene Ontology annotation, molecular function: N-acetylglucosaminyldiphosphodolichol N-acetylglucosaminyltransferase activity. Lineage: Eukaryota; Fungi; Ascomycota; Sordariomycetes; Sordariales; Chaetomiaceae. The transcript has 2 exons. Gene Ontology annotation, cellular component: UDP-N-acetylglucosamine transferase complex. The record is from RefSeq and is a predicted model, not a curated record. The coding region runs from base 1 to 921 and encodes 306 amino acids.
AUGGAGCGGCUCGCCGAUGUACAGGAGUACUUAAGGUAUGAGGCACGGCACGACCUCGGUAGGGACGACUUUGCUGUUCUCUUUGCCCUUGGUUUCAUCUGCGUCUUGAUCAGCUCGGUCAUCGCCUUCUUCUGCUUCUCCUGGUCCCAGAUCACCGCCGCUGUCUGCGUCUUCGUCGGCUUCCUCAUCUGGCGCCAUGUCUCCAUCACGCGCGAGCCGUAUCCUCCGCAGAGGGGACGUCGCUGGAUCAGCGACGACGGCAACACCUCGGUGCCCGAUACCAGCCGCCUCCCCGCCGUCUACUUCUUCUACGUGCUCGGCUCCGGCGGCCACACGACCGAGAUGCUCGACAUCAUCAAGCAGAAGUUCCGACCGCAAGCCAACCAGCACCGGCGCUAUCUGGUGACCAUCGGCGACCAGGAUUCGCUCAGCCGCGUCGCCAGGCUCGAGGCGCAGAUCCACAACGCGUGCGCCGGCGACAACACGCGGGGCACGCUCGACACGUUCCAGGUCCCGCGCGCUCGCCGCGUGCACCAGCCCUUCUGGACGGCGCCCCUCACCUGCGGCCUGACGGCCGUCUACUGCAUCAACGCGCUGACGCGCGAGCCCGAGAUGCGCCCGCGCGCCCGCCACAGCACGCAGUUCAAGUACCCGCACGUGAUCGUCACCAACGGCCCCGCGACGGGGUUUGUCGUGUGCGCCGUCGCGCACCUGCUCAAGAUGUUGUACCUCGUCCCGGACAACCGCCUUAAGAUGGUGUACGUCGAAUCGUGGGCCCGCAGCCGCACGCUCAGCCUGACGGGCCGCCUCUUCUGGCGGACCAACAUUGCCAACAUGUUCUGCGUGCAGCACGAGGAGCUGGCCCAGCGGCUCGACGGCGCCGUGUACCUGCCGGCCCCGGCGCUGAGGGGUUCCGGUUAG